Molecule: messenger RNA, 1506 nt
Organism: Rangifer tarandus platyrhynchus (Svalbard reindeer)
Lineage: Eukaryota; Metazoa; Chordata; Mammalia; Artiodactyla; Cervidae
Source: the annotation of a GenBank genome assembly
AUGCCCAGCGCCAACGCCAGCCGCAGGAGUCAGGAGAAGCCGCGGGAGAUCAUGGACGCGGCGGAAGAUUAUGCAAAAGAAAGAUACGGAGUAUCUUCAAUGAUACAAUCACAAGAAAAACCAGAUCGAGUUUUGGUUCGAAUUAGUGAUUUGACAGUACAAAAAGCUGGUGAAGUUGUUUGGGUACGUGCAAGGGUUCAUACAAGCAGAGCUAAAGGAAAGCAGUGUUUCUUAGUCCUACGACAGCAGCAGUUUAAUGUCCAGGCUCUUGUGGCGGUAGGAGACCAUGCAAGCAAGCAGAUGGUUAAAUUUGCUGCCAACAUCAACAAAGAGAGCAUCGUCGAUGUGGAAGGCGUUGUGAGAAACGUGAAUCAGAAAAUUGGAAGCUGUACACAACAAGAUGUAGAGUUACAUGUUCAAAAGAUUUAUGUGAUCAGUUCAGCUGAACCCCGCCUGCCCCUGCAGCUGGACGAUGCUGUUCGGCCUGAAGUAGAAGGAGAAGAGGAAGGAAGAGCUACUGUUAACCAGGAUACGAGAUUAGACAACAGAGUCAUUGAUCUUAGGACAUCAACUAGUCAGGCAGUCUUCCGUCUCCAGUCUGGCAUCUGCCAUCUUUUCCGAGAAACUUUAACUAACAAGGGUUUUGUGGAGAUACAAACUCCUAAAAUUAUCUCAGCUGCCAGUGAAGGAGGAGCCAAUGUAUUUACUGUGUCAUAUUUUAAAAAUAAUGCAUACCUGGCUCAGUCUCCACAGCUGUACAAGCAAAUGUGUAUUUGUGCUGAUUUUGAGAAGGUUUUCUGUAUUGGGCCAGUAUUCAGAGCUGAAGACUCUAAUACACACAGACAUCUGACUGAAUUUGUUGGCUUGGAUAUUGAAAUGGCUUUUAAUUACCAUUACCAUGAAGUUGUGGAAGAAAUUGCCGACACUUUAGUGCAGAUAUUCAAAGGACUUCAGAAAAGGUUUCAAACUGAAAUUCAGACGGUGAAUAAACAAUUCCCAUGUGAGCCAUUCAAAUUUUUGGAGCCAACUUUAAGAUUAGAAUAUUGUGAAGCAUUGGCUAUGCUUAGGGAAGCUGGAAUUGAAAUGGGAGAUGAAGAAGAUCUAAGUACACCCAAUGAAAAACUGUUGGGUCGUUUGGUAAAGGAGAAGUAUGAUACCGAUUUUUAUAUUCUUGAUAAAUAUCCAUUGGCUGUAAGACCUUUCUAUACCAUGCCUGACCCACGAAAUCCUAAACAAUCCAACUCUUAUGAUAUGUUCAUGAGAGGAGAAGAAAUACUGUCAGGAGCUCAAAGAAUACAUGACCCUCAGCUGCUAACAGAGAGAGCCUUACAUCAUGGAAUUGAUUUGGAGAAAAUUAAGGCAUACAUUGAUUCCUUCCGCUUUGGAGCCCCUCCUCAUGCUGGUGGAGGCAUUGGGUUGGAACGAGUGACUAUGCUGUUUUUGGGCUUGCACAAUGUUCGUCAAACCUCAAUGUUUCCCCGUGAUCCCAAAAGACUUACUCCUUAA